Molecule: messenger RNA, 1069 nt
Organism: Camellia sinensis
Lineage: Eukaryota; Viridiplantae; Streptophyta; Magnoliopsida; Ericales; Theaceae
Gene: PSF1
Product: partner of SLD five 1
Biological process (GO): DNA strand elongation involved in mitotic DNA replication; DNA replication
Cellular component (GO): GINS complex
Source: RefSeq, a predicted model, not a curated record
GCUUUUUGGCGCCAAAAUCUUGACAAUUGUGAAAAAACACCCGCCAAAACUCUCCAAAUCUAUACACAUCUCAACAAAUUGAUUUCGUUUCUCUCAUAUUCCGUUCAAUUUCUCAGCCCUAGAUCUCCUUCAAAAUCGACUUGCUCAGUUGAAGAAGAUAUGUAUGCUAAGAAGGCUUGCGAGUUGGUGAAAGAAUUUUCGAGCAGCGAACCUGGGCAGCUUGCUCCUUUCAAUACUAAUUUGUUUUCUCAAGUAAUUGAAGAAAGUAAUUUUCAUUUCCAUCAGCUCCAAUCCUUGCUGAGCAAAAUUCAAGAAGGGCCGGACAGCCAAACUAAAAAUGCAGACCACUUUGGGGCACUCAUCCAUCACCUUUCUUUAGUCCGCAACAAGCGCUGCCUUAUGGCUUAUGUACAUAAUCGAGCAGAAGUCAUUCGAAGCUUAGGCUGGAUGAUCGAGCCUCCACUUCCUGAAGAAAUUCAAGAGAAGCUCAGCAGUUCAGAGAAAGAGUAUUCCAAGAAUCAUUCUGCAACGAUUAAGUCAUAUCAAUCAGAAAUGGAUCUUGAUUUGGCUGUGGACAUGGUGCCACCUAAAGAUCCAUACAUCAAAGUGAGAGUCCUCGAUGAUAUUGGCAGUGUGGCACUCAGCGAUCAGAUAGCCAACCUAGCGCGCCAUGCCAUUCUCUUUCUUAGAAGAACUGAUGCUGAGACGUACAUCUCUCAGGGCUUGAUGGAGGAGCUUACAGAUUGAGCAAACUAGUAAAUCUCUUACAGCAUACAACAAUAUGACUUUCCAAACUAUGCGCAAGCCCAUCAAGCACAACCACUUGGCCAAUAUAGGAAGGACGAAAAUAGCAAAAUCUGGAAAAGCAAGCUGCACUUUUUUGCUUUAUGAUAAUCAUCCGAAUAAGGAACAAAAUUGUGUAUUUGUUGUUUCACGCAGGAGUGCAAGAGUGGGAUUUGUAUGAAGUUGCAACAUUGAAUUCUAUUGUAUGAUCCAUCACUCUGUUUUUGUUUAAUAAAUGGUUUUUGACAUUUGAUUAUUCAAAGAGAAUACACAUUGGACAUGGUAA